UGAGAAAAAAAGUUUGGAGGAAUACAGAGAGAGAGAGACAGACAGAGAGAGAGAGGAAAACGGUCUGGCUGCUUGAAGACAUGGACGCGCACCGCGGCGCGCCUCCGGCCGGGCAACAGGUCGUGCACGUCCGCGGGGACUCGCAGACGGAGCUGGAGGCCCUCUUCAGUGCGGUGAUGAACCCCAGCAAGGCGAACAGACAGCCGGCCUCCGUGCCCAUGAGGCUGAGGAAACUGCCGGACUCCUUCUUCAGACAGCCGGACCCCCGGGGCCACUCCAGACAAGCCAGUUCGGAUGGAGGUGUGUGCGGCUCCCUCACUCCUCAUCACGUCCGCGCCCAUUCCUCCCCUGCCUCCCUUCCAGUCAACUCCCUCUCCACUCAAGCAGCAGAUGUAGCAGCGACACCGAUCAUACCUGAUGACGUGCCGCUCCCCCACGGUUGGGAAAUGGCCAAAACGCUUACCGGCCAACGAUACUUCCUCAAUCACCUGGAUAAGACAACCACUUGGCACGACCCUCGUCUCUCGCAGCUUCAGUCGGCUGCAGCUCAGCAUCCUAUCUCUGGCACCCCGGUCCAUGCCCACUCCCUCAGCAACCCGGCACCCACAACGCAACCACAAAACAUCAAUCCAGAGACAGGUCCACUGCCUGAAGGCUGGGAGCAGGCUGUGACUGCAGAUGGAGAGGUGUACUACAUCGAUCACAUAAAUAAGACCACCACAUGGGUCGACCCGCGUCUAGCACAGAAGAUGAAUCCUGGCAUCCUUGGCUUGGCAAUGCAGCAAAGGCAGGAAAAGGAAAGGCUCAGAUGCAAACAAGGCCUCCCUCAGCAAAUCACACCACAGGAGGCAGGAGGAAGAAACCAGAUGACCGGUGGAAUGGACCAUGACAGGAACACACAGACGCUUGUCCCACCUCUGGAUGUCAGGAUCAGAUCCUCAAACCAUGAGCCCACACUGAAUGGCGCUCACUCUCGCAACGAGAGCACUGACAGUGGUCUGAGUGUCAGCAGCUUACCCCGCACAUCGGACCACAUGUUGAGCUCUGUGGAUCACAUGGACACUGGUGACUCUGGCGAGACCUCCUCGAUGACCUUACAGGAGACGAUGCCUGUGCUCCCGAUGUCUGAGGGCGAGGAGCUAAUGCCCUGCAUCCCCGAGGGUCUCAGUUCAGACCUUCUGAUGGACAUGGAGACCGUUCUCUCUGGGUCGCAUAUGGACAGGGACAGCCUGCUCACCUGGCUAUAGACACCCAGCCACCGCCUAAGUAUGGUUUGACAACAGAUCUUCAUAACGCGACUGAGAAUUUUGGAGGAUUCUUUGCUUCAAAAGUGGUACAGAACAGCAUUACUGAGAAAAUACUCUACUGUUAUGUGAUGGAUCCCUAACACUACUCACACCCUGAGGAAUACAAAAGCCUGACUUUCACAGAAGGUGGUAAGCUGCUGGUAUUCUUCUCUUUUUGGGCCUGGUUUUACAGAGAUGCAUGACGAGGAAUCUAUAUUUUUACGACACUCCUUUCUUUUUAGUCAUCGCUCUCAGAUGAUGCUCCCUGCGUCUCUGGUAAAGUACGUCAGAGCUAAUUUUAGAGCACAGAUUUUUUUUAUUAUCCCCUCUUGGGCAACACUGUUUGGAGCAAACCUUUAAAAACACAGAGUAAGUUAAAAAAAAAAAAUCUGCAUCUAACAGUUACAGAAAAGCAAAGGAGACAUGUUAAAACAACAAGUUGCACAAAAGAUAUUUAACUGUAACAAAAAAAUGUAAUAUCCACAUUUAUCUCUUUUACUUUAUAUAGCCUGUGGGACAAAAGAACAACAUCUACAGUAGUGCUACUACCUCUAAGCAGCCUGUAAUUUCUGAUUUUAAUGCACAUUCUAACAGUUGUCCAAAACAUGCUCUUGAGAAGCAUCAGGGCUGAGAGCAAGAGAUGAAUCAAAGAGUUCAUCUCGAUUAAUAUUACAUUGGUUCCAGGAAAACCAAAAAUCCCUGCUCAAAAAACACUUGUCAAAGUUUGCACUGUAUUGCGACACAGAAACAUCAGGGGGGAAAGGACGCACCCAUGUGGUGAGGCAGUAGAAGAUUACAAAACUCCCAUUUACUCUCAAACUUCAGAAAUGGUCAGUUAAAAUUCUCACAAGCCAAAAAAACAAAAUUAAAAACCCUAAUCAGAGCCUUUAUUGAAGACUGUGGGGCUACUCACAGACAAGAUUUUAAUAUCUUCCUAAGUUUUUCAAAAUAAAGCUCAGGAGUAUAAACUCAGUUAAAAUCUCAUUCCUAACAAAUCAAAGCCGGUCAAAAGCACUUAGAGAAAUAAAGGCUACACGAUAGUGCCACUGUGUGUGCCAACACUAAAACUAAUAUUAAAGUGUCUUUAUAGGACCUCUCUUUACAGAAAGGACUACAGGAACAUAUAGAGGAUGUCUGCAGUAAAUGACCACAUGGUCAGUAUAAUGCAAUCCAACACAAUACAGGGUUUUCCCCAGGAAACUGAAAUCCGGACGCAUCUGGUCUUGUGAUCAAUUUAGUUACUAGAUGACAACUUAAGACAGUAGUCACAAUCAUUACAUACAGUAUAUGGCCUUUGCUGUGUGAUGAACCUACUCUGUUCUUUUUACCUUGAGGUUACAGUUUUAUAAAAGUGGUUUCAUGGUUUUUAGAGGAAUAGCCUACAUCUUCUCUGACACACUAUAGGAAAUCCUGCAAUAACCCUGCUAUAAAAUCAGUUACAGUCAUUUUGUCCACUCCAGCAUUGAAUAUAAGCUUCACAGAGGUAGUAUUUAUUGGAGAUGCGUUUUAUUGGAUUACACUAUAUUGUACAGUUGUAAAAUUAUGCUCACCCCUUGUUUAAGAAAUGAUUGCCUUCAUUGGUUUGGUUUGAUACAUACUGGUUUUAUACAUUCCUGAUAAUUUCCCUUUUUCAAAAAAAAAAAAUUUAACUAUUCACUCAUUGAAAGAAUUAAAGCGGUAAUAGUUUCAGCCACAUGUUUGAGUUUUAGCUCCUUACCUAAAAUUACACAAAACUGAAAGAUACACUUUUGGAUGUACACAGUGCAGUUUUAGUUUUAUUUUCAGAUGCAUAUUUUUUUUUCAACAAUUUUCUAAAUUAAUUACUAAACUUUUGAAAAUUGCUUGAGUAAUUAAGUCCCUAUCUGUGGAUAUAAAGACUGCAUUAUUUUUUCAGUCAUGCAUUAUCGAAGUGUAGUGUAAGUGCAGACUGAUUUGAAGAGUCGGCACUGCAAUACCAAACAAUGAUAAUGUAACUGACAGAAAACAAUGCACUUUUGAUGCUCCCUGUAAUGAAUUGUUUCUUACUUUGAGAAUAUAUACACAGCCAGGUGCAGACCAGUGGGAGCUUCAGUGCAAGUCCAUCAAAAUUAAACCACAAUUUUUCUCCAGUAAGCCAAGUUUUUUUUUUCACUAAAUGAUUUAAGCUAUUUUUGGUUUCCUCGUGUAAUUAAUUAAUGUGACUGACAAAUCACCAUAGAUGCCAUGUAUACAAAACCAUAUCAUCAUCAUACUUUUCUCAAAAAAAUCUGUCCUUGGCUCAAGGUUUUCCACUCUGAAGGAGCUGUUUUGUUUGGAAAAUAUUGUGCUUUAAAAAUGAGCUUCAGGGUCAUUUGGGGAGUCAUAGCAUAAGUCAAGGACCCUGUUGUACCGCCUCAGAAAAGCAACAUACUAAUGGUGGAUGCUGUGUUCUUGGUAUAUUUUCUUCUAACUACAGGUGUGAUCAGUUGCUGUAACACAAAAGGCAAUCAUCAGUUUGGGGAGUUCUUUAAUUCUCCUCCUUUAGUUAAACUAUAUAAUAAGUAUAUAAUCUGUUUUUAUCUGCCGGGUUGUUUCUGCAGUGUGUUUAUGUUUUAUCUGAAUUUGAAGCUGUUUUAUUAUUGGUGAGAGAAUUUCUUUUAACCAGCUUUCUUUUUAUAUUUACAGUAUAUAGAGGUAAAGACGCCAUUCACAACAAACUCCAAAGAGCCAAGUCACCUUUUUUAAUCUUUUUUAAAUUAAAGUACCAUGGGCUCAUACACAUGAUGCAACACACUACCUAGCCUAUUAUUUAUCUUGGCAUGCAUGACACUCACUAUGUAUGUUACAUACAAUGAUGUUUAUUAUCCUAUUUACAGAGAAUUAGGAGGGAGUCAUACUUGUUUUGUACCUUUUUAUGCAUGUGCUUUAUAUAAAUAUAUUUCUUCUUACUCUCACUGUAAUCAUUUUAAAGGAGUUUCUGUUUAAUAAACUUUUAAAUACACCUGAAAAGUA
Toxotes jaculatrix (banded archerfish) is the source of this 4256-nucleotide messenger RNA. Its product is annotated as transcriptional coactivator YAP1-like. Gene Ontology annotation, molecular function: transcription corepressor activity; transcription coactivator activity; protein binding. NCBI's taxonomy places the organism in Eukaryota, Metazoa, Chordata, Actinopteri, Toxotidae. Bases 81 to 1247 code for a protein of 388 amino acids. Gene Ontology annotation, biological process: hippo signaling; positive regulation of transcription by RNA polymerase II. The transcript has 10 exons. The record is from RefSeq and is a predicted model, not a curated record. Gene Ontology annotation, cellular component: nucleus; cytoplasm.